Messenger RNA from Mytilus trossulus (common blue mussel), 570 nucleotides. RefSeq names its product C1q-related factor-like. Gene Ontology annotation, cellular component: glutamatergic synapse; synaptic cleft. Gene Ontology annotation, biological process: maintenance of synapse structure. NCBI's taxonomy places the organism in Eukaryota, Metazoa, Mollusca, Bivalvia, Mytilida, Mytilidae. Gene Ontology annotation, molecular function: protein binding. The record is from RefSeq and is a predicted model, not a curated record. Bases 19 to 519 code for a protein of 166 amino acids. The transcript has 3 exons.
AACCAUCAAUAUACAACAAUGUCUGGAACUGCAUCAUUUGCCAUUCUGGCUCUUUGUUUUAUUUCUAGCCAGAUAGUAUCAGCUUACAAUCCAGUAGCCUUCCACGCUAACAGAGGGUCACCAAUGAGAGUUAUAAAAGGCAAUCAAAACAAGGCACAUAUUGUGAUAUACGAUGAUGUGAAAACGAACGUGGGCCUUGCGUACAACUCCGCCGACGGCACAUUUAAAUGUCAUGAAGACGGACUAUAUUCAUUUAGUUGGACAUCUGACGUACCAAAAGGUAAACAGUUUGACACAGUAUUCUUAUUGAAACAUAAAAGUAGUCAGCAUGGUGCAAAAAUAACCGGGAAUAGAGCAAGUGCUAUUGGAGUCAGUGAUUCCGUACAGUCCACCAAAAACGUAGUCGUUGACAUGAAGAAGGGUGAUACUGCAUUUAUAAAAACAAUUCCUAAUGCUGCAAAUGUUCUCCAUGGUGAUUUGAACUCAUUCUCGUCCUUCUCAGGGUUUAAGAUUCUUUAAAUAGAAGGAGAACGAAAAACAGUGGUCUGAAAUAAAAUCAAAAUAUUUUCA